AUAAAUUUCACAUUUUUUUACAAAUUAUCGUUGUAAUUUCUGAAAAAGAAAGUUUGUAUCGCCUGUCGAAACAUCGCCAUUUCUUUUAAGAAAGUUCACUCCGAUAGAUUAAUUAAUCUUCACGGCUCUAAUUAAAAGAAACUUUUUUCUCACUAACUAACUUCGCCGUAGAAGUAGAAACAAUUUCGCGUGAAAAUGUCAACAGCGGCCAGACGGAGGCUUAUGAGAGAUUUCAAAAGAUUGCAAGAAGACCCACCAGCUGGUGUCAGUGGAGCUCCGACUGAGAAGAAUAUCAUGUUAUGGAAUGCUGUCAUUUUUGGCCCACACGAUACCCCGUUUGAAGAUGGUACCUUCAAACUGACCAUGGAAUUCACUGAAGAGUACCCUAACCGACCACCCACUGUUCGAUUCGUUUCCAAAAUGUUCCAUCCUAAUGUCUAUGCUGAUGGCAGCAUAUGUCUAGACAUACUGCAAAACAGAUGGAGUCCGACAUACGAUGUUUCGGCCAUUCUCACAUCUAUACAGUCUCUGCUGCACGAUCCGAAUCCAAACAGCCCGGCGAACAACGAGGCAGCCCAGUUGUACAGAGAGAACAGGAGGGAGUACGAGAAGAAGGUUUCUGCUACGGUGCAAGCCAGCUGGAAUGACGACGACGACGAUUAGAGGGGACUUCGUAGGGGGUUGGGGAUGGCGAUGGUGUGAUCUGAUGGGGAUGUGAUAUGAUGAAAAUAUGGAUAGGAUGUUUGUGAGGUGUAGAAGGUUAUAGAUAAUGUGAUACGGUGGGAUGUGUGAUAUGCUAUGUUGUGGUGCUAGUUGUGUAAUGUUGUUGCACGAGAAUGAUGAUUGGUUGGAAGAGUAAAUGACAUUGUGGAAUGAUGCGGAGUGAUAAAAGAUGAUGAUUGUAUGGUGAUGAAAUGUUGGUGUUGUUUUAAUAAGGUUGCUGAUUGAACAUAAUAAAAAUGAUGAACGUUUGGUGAUAAUUGUGAUUAUAAUGAUGUGAAUGAUUGUGUAGUUUCAUUGUCGCUGAUACAUCAAGGGUGGUGAUGACCGCGAGAAGGAGAAGAAAGAUUUUGUUUUGGGUGGUUCACUUAUAUUAUUUUUUACAUUUACAAAUGGUCUGAAAUAAUUUCUUUGUUGUUUAUUCAUUUCCAAAAGCUUUAUUAUUAGCAUUGUUACUUAUCUAUAUUCAAGUUGUUAUCAGUUGUCAAUAUUAUUAUUAUUAUUAUUAUUAUUAUUUUUUUGUUAUUGUUUUUUUUAUGUAUUAUUAUUUUUAUUAUUAUGGAUUUUUUUGUUAUUCUUGUUUUUUUAUGUAUUGUUAUUAUUAUUGUUGUUGUUGUCAUUAUUUUGAAUAAU
Helobdella robusta is the source of this 1353-nucleotide messenger RNA. RefSeq lists its product as hypothetical. Bases 196 to 663 code for a protein of 155 amino acids. Gene Ontology annotation, biological process: proteasome-mediated ubiquitin-dependent protein catabolic process; protein polyubiquitination; DNA repair. NCBI's taxonomy places the organism in Eukaryota, Metazoa, Annelida, Clitellata, Rhynchobdellida, Glossiphoniidae. Gene Ontology annotation, molecular function: ubiquitin conjugating enzyme activity. The record is from RefSeq and is a predicted model, not a curated record. The transcript is spliced from 7 exons. Gene Ontology annotation, cellular component: HULC complex.